AUGAAUUUAGUGUAUCUUCCAAAUAUUGGUUUCAAACUUGACUCAUCAAAUGAGAUCAUUUUUAAAUGGGGUAAUGAACGAGAAGAAAUUAGACAUUUAUUAAAUAAUUCUCAUAUAGCAGAUGAUGAUGAAGAUUAUGGACAAAAACGAGAUAUUUAUCAAAAUGCAGGAGAAUUAAUGUUGUUAAAUUAUGAUGAUUCAAAUUAUUUGAAUGAACUUGAAAUACAUAAAGGAGUUGACAUAAACAUCAAUGGUAUUAUAUUAAAAUUUGGAGAUGAUGUAAAUAAUAUUCUGAAAAGACUUCAGUCGUAUGAUAAAUAUAAAAUAUUAGACGAUGAUGGUACAUUUUUAUUGCCAUCAAUGAAAAUGGCGAUUGGAAACGGGGCAUCAAUGGGUGGCGAAGACGAUAAUAACAGUCUAGAAUAUUUUUAUGCAUCGGCAAAUAUCGAUCAUUUGAUGGAAAUUUAG
This is a messenger RNA of Didymodactylos carnosus, 468 nucleotides long. Lineage: Eukaryota; Metazoa; Rotifera; Eurotatoria; Philodinida; Philodinidae. The record is from the annotation of a GenBank genome assembly.